AUUUCUUGAAACCCGAAGUAAACGUCAGUGAGUAUAUACAUAAAAGAAACGUACCUAUAUGAUUUAGUGUUAAGUUCUAAGUAUCUUAAGUUUUCGAGAAUGACAUUCUACCCUAGAUUUCAUCUUGUCCCCAGUGCUCCAUCAGCGAUGGGUGAAGGCAACGGAGCUUUGGGCAUCGACCACCAUGAGAUCCACACCAUCAACGGCAACCACUCGGGCAGCUCCGGUCGAAGCACGCCAAAUAACUCCAACGAUCCAGCUCCUGGAAAACUCUUUGUUGGAGGGCUCAGCUGGCAGACAUCCAGCGAGAAGCUCAAAGAGUACUUUGGGAUGUUCGGCAAUGUUACGGAUGUGCUCAUCAUGAAGGAUCCUGUCACGCAGAGAAGCCGCGGCUUCGGUUUCAUCACGUUCUCCGAAACGUCGAGUGUCGAGAACGUGCUAAAGGUGCCCAUCCACACGCUGGACGGCAAGAAGAUAGACCCGAAACACGCGACGCCCAAAAACAGACCGCGGCAAGCGAAUAAAACCAGGAAGAUAUUCGUGGGAGGCGUCAGCCAAGACACGUCAGCCGAUGAGGUCAAAGCCUACUUUGGACAGUUCGGCAAAGUGGAAGAAACUGUUAUGCUGAUGGACCAGCAGACCAAGAGGCACAGAGGAUUCGGAUUCGUCACGUUCGAAAAUGAGGAUGUUGUUGACAGGGUGUGCGAGAUUCAUUUCCAUACUAUUAAGAAUAAGAAGGUUGAGUGCAAGAAAGCACAGCCGAAAGAAGCAGUUCAAGCUAGCGCUCAGAUCCUCGGCAAACGUCUGAUGUUGGGCAGCUUAGGUGUGAGGAUGGCGGCGCCCGCUCCAGGUGCGCUAGCAGCCGCCGUCAACCCGUUGGCUGCCGUUCAAGCGCAGGCGCACGUGCAAGCAGCCGCAGCGGCGGCGGCUGCCGCACAAGCGCAGUCGGUAGCCAGUUACGGCAAGCUGUUCGGCGCCUUCCCCACAUUGGCGAGUUACAGGUAUUCGCCGUACCCGAUGGCGGCGGUCAGUGCCGGUGUCACCGCGGGACCUGCGGCAGCUGGAGCUGCUGGUAAUCACAACCCAACGAAUGCCCCCGCCACGGCAGCGUCGGCCCCCGCGUUGGCUGCAGCCCCUGGACCAGUAGCCGCAGCCGCCAGCCCCUACCAGGGGUACAAUCUCACAAACGUUGACAUGUCAAGCUUCCAGGGCGUUGACUGGGGCUCCAUGUACGGUGUAGGCAUGUAUGUCUGAACGUAGGACGUCAUCUGCCGGCUAGUCGCUCAUCCUCUUUUCACUACUUAUUAAAGCUACCGUGUGCAUGUAUUGUAACAGAGAGAAGAAACAAUAGAAACACGAGUGCUCGUUUGGCGGAUUUCCAAACAUGUUGCUAACACUUUUUUCGCUGUCUUGUGUCAACCGUGCAGAGACAGAUCACGCGUAAGCGUUUUUAAUAAUUAUAUAUUGGAGAAUACUCAUAUCCCUUUUGUGGCUUGAUAUCGUACGCGGCAAGGGUGGAUAAGAUCUGAUGACAGUCGGUCAAUUAAGAAGCCUUUUUCGUAUAAGAAUGGUGCCAUUUUGAACACCAAGCCAUAUUCAAAUCUCAUUUGCAAACACCAGCACGCGAUGCUCAAAUUCGCAGGCCACAAAUGCCUGGGCAGGCAGCAACAAGCAGGUUCGUUUUGAACCGGAGUAAAAGAGGUUUAGUACUCUUUUUUGCUAAAUUUUUAUGAGUUCAUUACAUGAUGCAUUUUCGCGAGCCUCAUUGAAACGAUAUACGUAAUUUGCUCAAUAACUUUAUAGUUUGUAUCUUAAAUCAUUAUUUAAUAACAGUGAACAAACUUGAAGUUAAAUAUAUCGGUGGUCAUGGUCUGAGUAAUUUGAAUAUGUUGAAAGUUCUCAAAUUUAGAAUAUCUAAAAUCUUUGUAUAUGUAUAUUUAAGAAUAUAUUUUAUAUUUGGACAUUUGAAUGAAAUUGACCUCCUGUUCUGUUUUGUAGGUGAGAGUUGCUAUUAAAAGUCUAAAAGACAUAAGUUGACAGCUUAGAAAGGAAACCCAAUUUAUAUUUCUAUUUACAGUUAAAACCGUUUCAAUAUUUUACUUGAUAUUUUUUCACUUUUCUUGAUUAGGAUAAAAAUAAACUAAGCUAGUUUACAGCUUCUCAUACCGCCAAACAUGAUUUUUUUGUGAUUGUUUUUCUUUGGAAGUCUGGUACUUUUCACCUAAUAAAACUAUCAUGAAGAUCUGUCACACCCUUGUACAAAUGGGAGGCGUACAUUGCGAUAUGCUGUGGCAGUAACUCUGAACCGCGGUUGCGCUCCUAAUGGACAUGGCUCCAUCUAUAUGUCUGCUAUCUGCUCAUCUCAGCAUUUCGGCAAUAACUCGCAAUAAUCAGUAUUAAUUGGAUACAUUGACGUUUCCAAUCUGUACCGUUGGUCGGUCGUUUUGAGCGCGCACCGAGCUUGGGAAGUUUUUCAGAAAACGCUAAAUAUUACAAACAGUCGGUUGAAAUAUAAAUAUUAUAAAUAUACAGGAUGUUUCAGAAAUAAUACGCCAGAGUGACACGAGAGGUAGAUUGACUUCAGAUCAAUCAGAUAAAAUCGACAUGACCUUGGUAAAAGCUUUCUAAUUUUCGAGAUAUUGCCACUUUUAGGUUAUUUCAAAAAAUCACUUUUUUGCCUGUUGUGGCUAUUAAGAACUUCUGAGUUUUUUCCUGGGCUACCAUUAAUAGUUGGUUGAGACAACCGAGGAUUCAUUUCAUGCUAAAAAAAAUGACACAUUUUGUUUCAAUGUGAAAACCUCUACGAAAGUUUAACUAAUUACUGUGAAAAAAAUGUACCAGACUGAAUCGGCAAAUGAUCUUAAAAACUAGCCAUUUAAUGCUCUUUUAAAAAUAGUAUUGCAUUUUGUAGGUUCUUUCUACCGAAAAUUGAAUAAGUCCAAGUUUUGUCAUUGAACUCGUAAUACUUGCGAAAUGCUACAAAUAAAAAAUGAGUGGUCAAUCUUUUGUAUCCCAAUCACUAAGUAAUGAAACGACCUAACCAUGUACUGCUUCUUGUGUUAGUGCUACACACGUAGAAAGAACCUACAAAAGUUAUACUGCUUUUGAAAGAGCAUUAAAUAGGCUAGUUUUUGAGAUCAUUUGCCGAUUCAGUCUGGUAAAUUUUUUUUUCGCAGUGAUUAGUCAAACUUUAGUGAACGUUUUCACAUUGAAACACAAUAUAUUAAUUUUUUUUUUCGCAUACCGUGCUAGUUUUCAAUGAAGUGAAUACUAGGUUGUUUCAACCAACUAUUAAUGGUAGCCGAGGAAAAACUAAUAAGUUAAGCGUUCUUAAUAGCCAUAACAGGCAAAAAACAGCAAAAAUAGUGAUUUUUUUAAAAAUCCUAAAAGUGGCAAUAUCUCGAAAACUAAAGAAAAUACAUUAUGUUGAUUUUAUCUGAUUGAAAUGAAUCCAAUCUACCUCCCGUGUCACUCUGGCGUGUUAUUUCUGGGACACCCUGUAGAGUAAUAUAGCAAGUUCAUAUACAAAAAUCACAACAGACAUUCUUCGAGUUACGUAAAAUAAUCGCUCUGGUAGCGAUCUCAUCAUCAUUUUUUUUUGUCUGUAAAAUAAAUGGGCUAUUGAUAUGUCUGAAGUAAGUUUAAAGUGGUUUUUAGUCUUUUGUAUCUUAACAAGUAAAAUGCAAUUAAAAUUCAUGCAUAGACGGACAUGAUACUUCCUUUAAAUAUAUCAAUACUUUCAGAUAGAUAGCGAUUUCUUCAAAAACAUUGAUGUAAUACAUCCUAUAAAAUGAUAGAUUGAUGGUAAGCUUUGUUCUUGAAACCAUUGCAUGCAAGGUUUUGUUGUUGAGAUAUUGCCACUUUUGUUAAAGCACAUGCGUCAGUUAAACAUUUCUCUUCCUAUUGCUGACUGUAAACAUGGAUAAACUUCCCAAGUCUCGUUUGCAGCUGAUUACGAAUAAAAAAAAUCCUGCGUUUUACUCUUUUCGCUCUAUCCUAAUAUUCCUGGUUGAAUGGCAAUAAAAAUAACUUUUAAGCGGUUUUAUUGGAUGUAUUGGAUGUACUUAAAUUUGUAACUCGGUACUUAAUUUAUUUUGAUGAGUGCAUUUCUCUGAACGAUGCGGUGAUACAUUCGAAAGCUGUUAGGUUAUAAUUAUUAUUCAUACUGAUUAUACUCUUUACUACUGAUCUCAUUCAUCACCAUUUUUUUGAGGUACGGUUACGCAGGGAUGGGAAGGCGUGGGGCCGUAUCGGCAGUCGUUCCUACAAUUGCAUGACGCCUUUAUGGCCUUGAUUUUCAUAGUCUUUUCUCUCCUUCAGAAAGGCUGGUGUAUUUCUAGAUUUCUACUGUUCCGUGUCAGCACCAGCGCUCUCCUAUUGUGAGGCUAUGUUUUCUGUUUGAAUUGCAAGAAAUUUCAGGCUGAUAUAAAUCAGAGGCAUGAACAAUUUGAUGCAAAUAGGCAUUUGUAGCAUAACCUCAAAAUAGAGCGCUGACAUGGCACAGUAGAAAACUAUGAAAAUCAAUUAUAGUAGGUCGCCUUUCUGGCCUGCUUGAUUUUCAUAGUUCUUCCUGUCCGUCAGAAAGGCGCUCUAUUUUGAGGUUACAAAUAUCUGCAUCAAACUGUUCAUGCUUUUGAUGUAUAUCAUCUGUUACAUAGCCUGAAAUUUCCUACAAUUCAAAAAGAAAACAUAAUCUCACAAUAUGACAGCGCUGAUGCUGGCAUGGAACAGUAGAAAGCUAGAAAUACCCCAGCCUUUCUGAAGGAGAGAAAAGACUAUGAAAAUCAGGUAGGCGAUGAAGGCGUCCUACAAAUAUUGUAGGAACGAUUGACGAUACGGCGCUUACAGAAAUGCUAACUAAUAACAAGCUUGUCUUCAACAAUAUCGGACGUCAAAUACCUAAGUGUAUUUUAAACGUGUAGACUUAAGAGUCAUAUUUACUUAUAUGAUAUUAAUGUAAGGAAGUAGCUUAAGGUAAUGUUUAACUGUUUGUGAGUAAUCUCACCGAAUCAAUUAAUAGCUAUUGCAUGAACUGUUCAAUAAGACGAUGUACAAAUAUGGUUUUUAUAAACAUAUUCAUGACCAAAAAGUAUGAGUCGCAGAGACUCGAUCAAAAUAAGUAGUUGAAAUGAUGUUUUCUUCCAGGUGUAUGGAUUAUUGUGUGAUAUACAUAAUUUUUCAUGAUAUACAAUUUUUACCUUGCUUGCUCUACGAAUCUUCAAUAUAACCAAUGUGAUCUGUAGAAAGCUAACAUCCUCUCCAUUAGGCAGCUAUAAUCGUUUUCUUGUUUAGCGUGGUUCAAUCUAGCGACAGUUUUAUGGUGAUAUCAUAGUUUUCAUUAAAAUAAUGAAUACCUAGUAUAUAAAAGACAUAAACACUGAAGGAAAGCCAGACUGUUGAAAGAUUGAGCCACCUCCUACUUUUUUUUUAUUUGAGAUUCUACGAAAUAUGUUCAGUUUUAGCAUUUUUGUAAACAAAAUUAUACAAACUCGAAAUUACAGUGCAGCUACUACUUCAUGAAUCAUCUUUGGAUCGACUAAGGCUAGAAAAAGAUGAUUUAAGUUGCAAAUUACAUUUUCGCUUUAUAGACCCAGUCAGGCGAUAACAGAUCUGAUAAACGCUAUUAUCCCCGAGUAAUCCUGCACACAGUGUUAAUCAUUGUCGAUAUUUCUUUCACUUGAAGAAUAUGACCUAUAAAACGUUAUUCAGUGACCAUAACCAGGAACUUAUUCAGAUUUUUCUUUUGACAUAUUAAAAAUGACAUUUUGACUUGUAACGGGUUCGUUGCAAAGUGAAAUGACUGUUGUUGUAACCUGGUGUGCUCAUUUGAAUGGACAAAUUUUCAAGCUGUAUGCAGAAUUACCAACUUUUAUACAAGGUAGUUAGACCCGCCUACAUUCCUUAUUAGCUGUGUAUCGAGUUUUUAAGACAUAAAUGUGAUUCGCGGACCAAUGAGUUCGCAGCGUGGCCUUGGUGCCAUUACGCUGGAAACUAAGAGCUAUCUAGCUUGAAAAAAUGCAAGAUUUACUAUUGAUCGGUAAGUCUAUUCUGUUAUAGUCAUCUCAGUUUCAUUUUUUUUUGUUGACAAAUAUUUUUGCUCAAAAAUAUGAUCAUUUGAAAAUAUACCUCAUAUCAGAUGGGUUAACUAUUUAAACUACAAUGUCAAUUUAAAAAAUAUGAAGAAUAUUAGAUAGAAACGAGAGGGGCCUUGGCAAAUAUAGCGCUGAUCUCGAAAAGACCCCAUUUUAAGUAGUCUGGCACAUGGUAUAAUAUAUAACAUUAAUUUGAAUGUGUUGUUUUACUAUAUGUAUUUUCUCCAUUUCAAAUAUUUGUGGUGGCAUAACGGUUUAAGUGCUUGGAUCAUUUUGCCACUUCUUAAAACAGCACAUCUGUUAACCUAGUUUUUCUACAACUCAAAAGAUGCGCAGCACGUUUUAGAAUGAUUUGGAUCGUUUUGCCAAUAAGUAAUUUUUAGUUUUAACUAUGUACUUAAAUCAUUUUUUUAAAUUGCCCCUUAGACGCUUCUGGUUUUUACCUCUUCAAUUUGAAUUGAUUUGGAUCGUUUUGCCAAUAAGUAAUUUUUAGUUUUAACUAUCGAUAUGUGUACUUAAAUCAUUUUUUUUAAAUUUUCACUUAGACCCUUUUGGUUCUUACCCCUUCAUUCAAUUGUGUUGUUUUACUAUAUGUAUUUUCUCAAAACAAGACUUUUUUGUCCAUGAGACAGCAGAGUGUUGUGUUAUGAAAUGCUAUGAGAACCAUCAUAUAUGUAUUUUGAUCUGUUUUUGUUUAUGGGUAUUUUUUUUUGUUCUGGGUGACGAUAUUGAAUGUACCUAUAGUAUUUUUUUUUGUAGAGAUCUGCUUUUUUGUUUUUUUUUACAUAUGAAUCGUAGUCAUAAUUGGCUACGACGAAUUUAUAAGUACUUGCAUUUUUUACAGCUGGAAUCGUAUUUCUUAAAUUUCCACGGUCAAACUAGCCAAGAAAGGGACAUUGUCUCCCUUUUUUAAUUAGAUGGUCUAAUCACUUAUAUAGUACUUAACUCAGUAUUCUUCUUUGACUGACUUGCUCUUAGUUUCAUGCCGCUUGUAGUUUUAAAAUAUUCAUUUUUAAAACAUACAGGCUUAGUAUUAGUUGUCCUACUUGGUGACAGGCAGUGUGGUACAGCCAUGUGAUAGUUGUUGGGCUAUCCUGUGCCUGUCUCCUGCCAAGAUGCUGGUGAUGAAUCCGCGGAUUAUCAUUAAUUUUUUCCAAAUAGCUAUCUUUUUUUUGAAAGUAUUCAUAAUUUAACUUACAAACCUAGAACAUGAGGAUUGAGCUUACAAGUACUGUUUUUGAUGUACUUGGAGUCUUGAGACUUGAUAGUAACUGGAUCUGGACAAGCUUUCAUACUAGUAUGACAUCUUGCCAAUUUGAAAAACGAAUCCCAUUUUCUAACGCUGUAUAGCAGUUCUAAAUUUUGACCGUCUUCCCACUGAAAAUUAAAAUGAUAAUCAGCCAGGAUUCCGUAUUGAUGGUCCAGUGCCAAAAGUUUUCUCCCAGCUAGUAUCUUGGUUGGGACUAGUCGUAUUGACUUUGUAAAAUAAAUAUCCAGUUGACAAGCAAUAAGCGUUGUGAGACGAAGAAUGAACCCUCUAUUUUUGUAUUUGAUUAUAAGGUGUUAAGACAAAUAAAAAGGUUUCUUUUUUUGGUUUUCACUUUCCGAGUGAACACUGUAUAUAGCUUAGCGUUUUCUCAGAGGGUUGAUUUCACUUGUAACAAAUGUUCGAUGAUUAGUAUUAAGGGUUCAACAGAUGGCUGGUACAAAAAAAUGUAGUCACACUGACAGCUUUUUUAUUUCUAUAUUGCUUUGGUAGCAGAGGUCUCAAGUUUUUCCAUUUGGAUCAUGUUAUGAUUGAUCAGAACCGGUUGAUAAGCUGGAAAAAUUUGAAACUAUUACAAUAUUCAACUUACUAUCUUUCCAUCUAUAACCAACAAACAGUUGGCUAAUAUAGGGUUUAUCAUAUAUUCAUGAUAUUAUUUGUGGUUUAGAACUGUAACUCAAGGUGGUGGUUUCUUCUGAUAUUUCCAAUGUUCCUUAAACCAAGCAUGUUGUGUUGUGAUUUUAUGCUAUACCCUGUAUAGUUCAUGUUACUUCUUUAGCCUCUUUCUGUAUCUAUCUGUGACUUACAUAAGAUUUCUUCACUAUCCCUAUAUUAUAUAGUGGAACAUUGUGACAUAUAUAAUUACAAUAAGUGGACCAAAAUGUAUAAAACAUAGUCACUCGCUCACGUAGCAUUUUUAAUCAACUUUUGUCUUGAAUUUUCACUCAAAGAUUGGUGCGCACUGACAAGAAGACAUCGAUAUAAAUAUAUUUUGUAUCCUUACACACAUUGUUGCAUUUGUUUAAAAUGUGAAUUAAUAUUUGGAGGUUACGAUAGAAAUCACCACUAGAUAGAGAAAUGCUAAAGACGUAACUAUUGCUGAGUGUAUAGUUUUAUACUCAUCAAGAGGAUGAUGGUGUUGUACAUUUUGACACAUAUGUCUUCAUCGACAAUUACUGAAAUUACUUUCCCCUUACGAAUGUUCAUACGUUACUACCAAGUACUUGCCAGUUUUUGCUACACUGUUUAGAAUAGCCUAUAGGCAACCAAUCAAGUGUGAUAUUAUUCAACAUCUAACAAUCAGCAGGUAGCAGUUUCAAAUUUUUGUCACAUUUGAUUGAUUGUCUAAACGUCUGAUAGUCCAGUAUCUGCAUCGUCUAGGAAAAUGUUCCGAUUCAGUUUUAUUGCAUAACCUUAAUCAAAAAGUAAUUAUAUUUAAUAUUUUCAGGCCCAAAAUUGCGUCAAAAAGUAUUUAAUUUUUUAUAAUUCCAAACAGGUGCGUUUUUUUUUUGUUUUGUUAUUCUGAAUGAAAAAGUUUCUUAUGCCUUUUCUCUGUCGUUAAUAGUUUUCUAGAAAUAAGUGAUUUAAUAUUUGAAAAGGUGCAAAAUGUGCUAUUUUCAACCUCGAAAAACAAUAAAAAAACGGAAAUUUUGUUGCCUAAUGUUCAUGUUGCUUGAUUAGCAAUUAAAAAACAAGUUUACAAUGACAAGUAGGUACCCCCUAAAAUGCGUUCAUGGAUGCUUUAGAAAUAUUUAGAAACUCUAGCAACAUUAAAAUUUUCAUAUUGCUUUGCUGGGUUGAAAAGUGCAAACAUUGCACUUUUUCAAAUGUAAAAUCGCUUUUAUGUCGAAAUUUGUCAACUUUAAAGGAGAGUUCAUAAGAACUUUUUUUGUUCCGAAUGACCCAACAAUCAUCGGGAGCGAAAAACUAAUUUUUGUUUUAAGUUUGUUUGGACUACUUUUGACGAAAUGUUGGACCUCGCAAUAUAGAGUCGUUAAAAGGUUUUUUUUUUAAAUAAGAUCAUUAAAAAAAUGAAUAAGAAUAUUUUCCCAGCGUUUGUGAAGAUACUCCUGGACUAAAAUGACUACUAACCAGUUUGGGACGCUUCGUAUACUAACUAGACUUUUUUGUAUCAGUACAUAACUGUAUAGACACUUAUGUUUAGGUACUUGUCAUGUAUUUUAAAAUUACAGUAGUUACAUAAGUAAUGUAUAAUUUUCCUAGUAUUAGAAGUUAGCUGUACCUAGUAUCUAAAUGUGUAGUGUAGUUAGCGGCUUAAGCCGCAUUUGCACUGUAGUUCUGUCGUUAUAAAUAAAGUAGUUUCAUAAAGUAGACUUGCUUGAUCAAUCCCUUAACGUAUCAAUAUGCUUGUACUGGGCCCCAAGCGGCUGAAAAGACGACAGACUGAUGCGAGUUAAGCGAAACUGAGAC
Molecule: messenger RNA, 9789 nt
Organism: Acanthoscelides obtectus
Lineage: Eukaryota; Metazoa; Arthropoda; Insecta; Coleoptera; Chrysomelidae
Source: the annotation of a GenBank genome assembly